UGAACAGCUGUUUUGCUGGAAUGUGGCUUUUUUAGGGUAUUAUCCUAAUGCUGCGGCGAUAUUUUGGAAUUGCAAUGAAAUAUAUUGACAUUGGGGCCAACCUGACGGAUCCCAUGUUUCAGGGCUGCUACGGCGGAACCCAGAAGCAUGUGGCCGACCUGGACAUUGUUUUGGAACGUGCGUGGCAACAGGGCCUGCAGAAGAUCAUCGUCACCGCCGGCUGCCUGAGGGAUGUAGACGAGGCAUUGGAACUGGCUUCCAAGGAUGAUCGUAUAUACACUACAGUGGGAACACAUCCCACACGCUGCGAGGAAUUCCUUCCAGAUCCAGAGGGUUACUACGACCAACUUCGAUCCAAGAUCAAGGCAAACCGCGGAAAGGUGCUGGCCAUUGGGGAAUGCGGCCUGGACUACGACCGACUGCAGUUCUGUGGUCAGGAGACACAACGCCUAUACUUUGAAAAGCAGCUGGACCUGGCGGCUGAGUUUCGAUUGCCCCUCUUCCUUCACAUGCGGAAUGCUGCCGAGGAUUUCAUGACCAUUCUGGAACGAAAUCGGGACAAGAUCAGGGAAUGCGGCGGCGGAGUGGUGCACAGUUUCACAGGCACUCUUGAGGAAGCCCAAAGCAUCUUGGCUUUCGGUGGCCUCUACAUAGGAGUGAAUGGCUGCUCCUUGAAGACGGAAGAAAAUGCAGAGGUAGUGCGCCAGCUGCCCAACGACAAAAUAAUGCUAGAAACGGACUGUCCUUGGUGCGGCAUUCGUCCCUCGCAUGCAGGACAUAAGCAUGUGACCACCAAGUUUGCCACCGUCAAGAAAAAAGAGAAAUGGACGGCCGAAUCUCUGAUAGACGGACGAUGUGAGCCCUGCCAGAUCAGCCAAGUUCUGGAGGCCAUAGCCGGAAUCAAAAAGGAGCCCAAAGAGCAACUGGCAGAUAUUUACUACCAAAACACUAUAGAUUUGUUCUUUAGCAAAACAGAGAAAAACGAUUAAAAGUCCAUGCAUUUACAUUCAAUGCGUUUACAUUUAUUUUAUUAUUGUUUCUCGUGUCUAAAUGCAAAUGAAUUCAAAAAUACGCAUUACAACUUUGAUUUGUUAGGUUACAUUUUUUGGUUUGUUCGUUCUGCAGUUAACACAUAGAACCACUUUAAGAUUAACAUUUAGACUUGUAAAUAAUUGUUGCAUAUGGCUAAGUUAAUUAACUCUUGUGAUUAAGCACUGCUAUGUGGUGUAUAUAGAAUGGAUUGCCCAAAAAAAUAUAUGUAUUUGUUACGACUCAAA
Messenger RNA from Drosophila rhopaloa, 1277 nucleotides. Its product is annotated as putative deoxyribonuclease TATDN1. Bases 48 to 989 code for a protein of 313 amino acids. The transcript has 4 exons. Lineage: Eukaryota; Metazoa; Arthropoda; Insecta; Diptera; Drosophilidae. Gene Ontology annotation, molecular function: 3'-5'-DNA exonuclease activity. The record is from RefSeq and is a predicted model, not a curated record. Gene Ontology annotation, cellular component: cytosol.